CUUCCACCCCACCAAUAUUACAACAACUUAAAAUUAAAAAGUUCAAGAGUCUUGGUCCGCCUUUGGCCACGAUGAAAAUCUCAUUACAGAUGGACGAUCAAGGAAAAGGGUUGCACGGUAAGAACAAGAGCAGGACCGCACUGUAUAAUUGCUCUUGUUGAAGGUCAUCAUUUUCUAUGCUAGUGUAUCCCCAAAAAUUUCAAAAAAAGCCAAAUGAAAUCGGAUUUCAGGUCCGUCGCUGAAGAAUUUCGGAGAAAAACAGAGAGGAUGCGAUAGGUUGUGAGUGGUGCGAGCCCUCGGAUGCGGUGGUGCAUAGGACAAAGAAGAAAGUUGAGGUGGCAGAAGCUCAAUCAAUCGUUCGUUUGAAAGUCGUCGUGGAUGGGCCAGUCAGCUUCGACGGCAGCUGCAGUCUCCAGCUGCCGUGAAAGCAAGAAUCAUAGCAAUCGUUCAAAGAUUAAAUCAACGGCUCUGAUCUCUCCGAUGCUGGCUGAAGAAUCCGCUGGCUGCCGGGGAAUCUUCGAUGGGGUCUCCGACUACAUUUCAGAUCUGCCCGACGAGUGUUUGGCCUGUAUUUUCCAGUCCCUGGGUUCCGGCGACCGGAAACGCUGCUCGCUCGUCUGCCGAAGGUGGCUGAGGAUCGAGGGACAGAGCCGUCACCGUCUCUCACUGGACGCUCAAAAAGAACUUCGCCCCAUGAUCCCCUCCCUCUUUUCUCGAUUCGACGCCGUGACGAAGCUCGCACUGAAAUGCGGCCGCAGAUCUGAGAGCAUCGGAGACGAGGGGCUUGUCCUCAUCUCGCUCCGCUGCCGGAAUCUCAGACGCCUCAAGCUCCGUGCCUGCCGCGAAUUGACGGAUACUGGCAUGGCGGCCUUCGCGAAGAACUGCAAGGGCUUGAAGAAGCUCUCUUGCGGAUCCUGCACCUUCGGAGCCAAAGGGAUGAACGCGGUGUUGGAAAAUUGCUCAUCUCUGGAGGAGUUAUCGGUCAAGCGGCUCCGUGGCAUCACUGACGUGGCAGCUGCAGAGCCAAUAGGGCCUGGCAUAGCUGCCUUAUCUCUGAAAACUAUUUGCUUGAAGGAGCUUUACAAUGGAGUAUGUUUCGGACCUCUUAUUAUCGGCGCAAAGAAUCUUAGAACUUUGAAACUGUUCAGGUGUUCUGGAGAUUGGGAUAAGCUUUUCCCUAUAAUUACGGACCGAGUCCCGGGAGUCGUUGAGAUCCAUCUGGAGAGGCUUCAAGUUAGCGAUGUGGGUUUGGCAGCGAUCUCAAAUUGCUUGGAUCUAGAAAUUUUGCAUCUGGUCAAGACACCGGAAUGCACAAAUGUUGGGCUGGUAUCCAUUGCAGAGCGCUGUAAACUGUUGCGGAAGCUUCACAUUGACGGAUGGAAAGCAAACCGUAUUGGCGAUGAGGGAUUGGUUGCGAUUGCAAAAUCAUGCUCUAAUCUGCAGGAAUUGGUUCUAAUCGGCGUCAAUCCCACGAAAGUAAGCUUGCAAAUGUUGGCGUCGAGUUGCCUGAAUCUAGAGCGGUUGGCAUUGUGCGGAAGCGACACCGUCGGCGAUGCUGAGAUUUCAUGCAUUGCCACCAAAUGUAUAGCAUUGAAGAAGCUAUGCAUUAAGAGUUGCCCUGUCAACGACAAUGGGUUGGAAGCUCUGGUGGCUGGUUGCCCCAAUUUGGUGAAAGUGAAGGUGAAGAAGUGUAGAGGAGUGACCCCGGAGGGUGCGGAUUGGUUGAGGGCAAGUAGGCCUUUGUUAGCAGUGAAUUUGGAUACCGGUGAGCCUGAACAUCAAGACGCAAGUGCCAGUGAUGGUGGGGUUCAAGAUAAUGGGGUGGAGUUCCCUCCAAUGGCUGCCCCGGUAACGGCUACGAAUAAUGUUGCAUCGAGCAGUUCGGGUACGGGACGAUCGACGUCAUUCAAAUCAAGCCUAUAUUUUGCAUUAAAUAAAAGAGCAGUUAUGGCUUCAUUCACCAGAUUUUCUUUUAAUAAGCCAUGCUGUUGACAUGCUGCAUUGGAAGCUACGGGAACCUGAUGUAAAUCCAAUCCAUAAGUGAUGCUGACAAGUAUUAAGUUUUCAUUACGAGUUCUUCAGACAUGCCAUAUCAGCUUUAAUGGGGGCUUAGUUGAACACUUAUUUGGUCUGAAGAUACCGAGUUGCCUAGCUUUUAUUGGUCCGUGGAACUUUGUUUCUUUUUAUUUGCUUCAGCCUUUUGACUGGUAAGCUAUUUUGUAUCAUCAAUGUUCCUGUAUAUUUCCAAGGCAUUAUUUUGGUUAUUGGCGUUGUCUGGCUUCACGAUUUGAUGAAUUUUAGUGGUUUGAAUUAAUGUGGUAAGGAUUAAGAAAUGAACAUAAGAUAUUUUCAUAUUA
Molecule: messenger RNA, 2357 nt
Organism: Ziziphus jujuba (common jujube)
Lineage: Eukaryota; Viridiplantae; Streptophyta; Magnoliopsida; Rosales; Rhamnaceae
Product: F-box protein At1g47056
Exons: 2
Coding region: 379-1992 (537 amino acids)
Biological process (GO): SCF-dependent proteasomal ubiquitin-dependent protein catabolic process
Cellular component (GO): SCF ubiquitin ligase complex
Molecular function (GO): protein binding
Source: RefSeq, a predicted model, not a curated record